Molecule: messenger RNA, 2083 nt
Organism: Haplochromis burtoni (Burton's mouthbrooder)
Lineage: Eukaryota; Metazoa; Chordata; Actinopteri; Cichliformes; Cichlidae
Exons: 10
Coding region: 66-1841 (591 amino acids)
Source: RefSeq, a predicted model, not a curated record
UCUAAAGAUCUUUUAAAGAUUCAUACAAUCAACUUUCUGACCAGAAGCUGAAAUCUACAGCAGCCAUGAUCGUGGCAGAAGCUGGAUUUUUGUUUUUGGGUUUCAUUCUGUGUCUCUCAGGUGUUAAUGGAGGAGAAACCAGGAUCUGUGCUCUCAAAGGUUCAUCAGUGGAUCUGCACUGCUCACAUCAACAUCUGACCUCAAGCAGCAAAUGGUUCACUAUAGACUGGGAUGGUUAUAAGUAUGUUCAGAGUGAGCUCUCUGUGGAUGGACAACGUGUAACGUACAACAUGCCAGAAGAGAAAAAAACAACUUUAACCAUCAUUGAUCUAAGAGAGAGUGAUGCAAACACUUACUGCUGUAUGAAGACUACAGACAGUCCAGGACGCUGUUGGUACAAAAGAAUUACUCUUCAAGUUGUUGCAGAGCUGCAGGUAAAGGUGAUUCCUGCCACAGAGGGACAGACAGUAACACUGAUGUGCAGCAGCAGCUGUCCUCUGACUGAAAAGCCUGCAGCCUACAUCUGGUACAAGAACAGAGAGUUUCUCUAUGAGGACUGGUCUCCCUGGUACCAAGAGCUGCUCAGCAGUGAGGAAGCAGUCACAUACUCCUGUGCUGUCAAAGGCUACGAGCAUCUCAGAGCCCCUCGAAGUCUCUAUUCCCUCACAGAGACCUGCUUCAGUGUGACCUAUGCUAAGGGAUGUCUUACAGAGCCAGUGAUGAGGUCCAUCACAUAUCCCAGAGAGGUUCGUGUUCAAAAAACCUCCUACACAUCAGAUAGUGUCACACUGACCUGUAACAGCACCUGUAAGCUGUUUGACCCUGAAACUGCCUACAUGAGCUGCAGAAACACAACCAGAAACUACAAGAAUCAACAAUGUUUAACUCACAACAAUUCAACAUACAGGUUCUCUUGUGCUGUAAAAAAACACAAGUACCUUGAGUCUGCAGAAGUCUGUGUUCGGGAUAAAAACUGCCGGAGAGUGAAUUAUGUCAGCAGGAGAAUCUGUGCUCUGGAAGGAUCUUCAGUCAACAUCACAAGUGAAUACUCACAUCCUGAUAACAGGAAGCCAGAGUUUAAAUGUUGGAGUAAAAAAUGGAGAAAAGAUAAAGUGGAAGUUGAAGAGCUGAUUGAGGCUGCAGGUGGUGUGGAGUAUCAGGACAACAUGAAGAACCAACACAUCCUGACCAUCAACAACCUGAAGAAGAAUGACUCAGGAGGAUACACAUUCAGAUUCAAGAGAGAUCAUGAAAGAUGGAGACAGUCUGAUCUGCCUGGAGUCUUUUUGAUUGUCACAGAGCUGAGAGUGAAGAUGAGUCCUUCUGCAGUGGUGACAGAGGGUCAGAGAGUCACACUGACCUGCAGUACCAGCUGUCCUCUGACUGACAACACAAACUACAUUUGGUACUUGAACAGUCGACCUCUGACCCCGAGAGAGAACCAGAACAAACAUCUGAUCCUAGACCCAGUCAGCAGGGAGGAUGCAGGAAGCUACUCCUGUGCUGUGAAAACCAACAAAGAUAUCAGCUCUGCUCCAAAGACUCUCACUGUCCAAAGUAUCACAGGAACAUGGACACCAGCAGCUGCAGGAGUUUCUGCAGCUCUGCUGGUUUUAAUACUUCUCACUGUCUGCUGGUGUGUUAGGAAAACGAGGACUUUCAGUCAACCUCCAAGAAGGGAAACUUCACACAACGAACAGCAGAUGAACCCUGACCUCAUGUAUGAAAACAUCUCAACUCAGUCAGCAGAGCAGGAUGAUCAUCACUACAGCAGACUGCACUUCAAUGACAACCACACAGCUGAUCUCUACUCCACCAUCAACCCACUGCCUGCUCACUAAAGAAAAGACUAAAAACAUAUAGCAGCCAUGAUGGUGACCAAAGCUGGAGGCUUGUUUUUGGGUUUCAUUCUGUGUCUUUCAGGUAAAAAUAAUUUGUUUCUCUUCCUCCUGAAGAUGUUGCUGGAAUUCUGUAUCUUCAAUGUAAAUGCAAAAGUUAUGAAAUUAUUUUAGAAAACAGGAAGUUUACUGUUGUUUUCACCUGUUGUUUCUCUUCCUGCUAUGUUCUCUCAAUUGUAUUAAAG